UCACUCCCCCGACUUCAGCUUUAACCCUUCUUGUUACUUGUCAUUGAUCGUUUGGGUUGAUAGUAUCUUCACUGAAGCGCCAUCGAGCGAGGACCGAGUCAGCUGAGUGAGUGAGUUUAACGAGUGAAAGAGGAAAAGAUGUCGUUUACGUUGAGAAGCGUGAAGGUUCCGCCGAACUCGGCGAGUCUGCAAGAGGCAAGGGCUCGGGUCUUUGAUUUCUUCAGAGCGGCCUGCAGAUCAAUUCCCCAAAUCAUGGACAUCUACAAUCUACAGGACGUCGUCACCGUGUCCCAGCUCCGCUCCACCAUCGCAUCUGAGGUUCGCAAGAACUCCAACGUCACCAAUCCCAAGGUAAUUGAUUUACUGCUCUUCAAAGGAAUGGAAGAGCUGAACAACAUUACAGAGCAUGCAAAGCAGCGGCAUCACAUUAUUGGCCAAUAUGUAGUGGGUCAACACGGGCUUGUGAAGGAUUUGGACACCAAGGAUCAAGGCAUCUCUGAGUUCCUCAAGAACUUCUAUAAGAGCAACUACUUUUAAACUUCAAUAUUUUGUGGAAUUAUGUCCAUCCCUCACUUGAGUUUUCCCUUUGAGUAUUGAUUUUCUCAAAUAAUAAUGAACUACCAUCUGUUUAUUCUUCUGUCGGAUGAAAUACUUGUUUAUCUUAUGGUUCACUUUACUGGAACCAUAUUAAUACAUUUUAUUUUGUGAUUU
Messenger RNA from Manihot esculenta (cassava), 711 nucleotides. RefSeq names its product NADH dehydrogenase [ubiquinone] 1 alpha subcomplex subunit 6. NCBI's taxonomy places the organism in Eukaryota, Viridiplantae, Streptophyta, Magnoliopsida, Malpighiales, Euphorbiaceae. Bases 139 to 537 code for a protein of 132 amino acids. The transcript is spliced from 2 exons. The record is from RefSeq and is a predicted model, not a curated record. Gene Ontology annotation, biological process: response to oxidative stress.